Molecule: messenger RNA, 1513 nt
Organism: Myripristis murdjan (pinecone soldierfish)
Lineage: Eukaryota; Metazoa; Chordata; Actinopteri; Holocentriformes; Holocentridae
Gene: nme7
Product: NME/NM23 family member 7
Exons: 12
Coding region: 111-1235 (374 amino acids)
Biological process (GO): UTP biosynthetic process; CTP biosynthetic process; GTP biosynthetic process
Cellular component (GO): centrosome; axonemal microtubule
Molecular function (GO): nucleoside diphosphate kinase activity; ATP binding
Source: RefSeq, a predicted model, not a curated record
CUCCAGUUGCUAUGGAAACAGAAUAACGCCCGAGUAGCUAGCGUUAGCCGUACAGCUGCAAAAUAGUGACCAUCGAGCUAUUUAGCCACAGUUCGUCGCUUUUUCUGUAAAUGGAGGAUCGCUAUGCCUUCCUUGCUGAGUGGUACGACCCCACUGCAGCUCUCCUGCGGCGCUACCAACUGUUCUACUACCCUAAGGAUGGCUCAGUGGAAAUGUUUGAUGUUAAAAACCAGCGAAUCUUUUUGAGAAGGACCAAAUACAAUGACCUUCGUCAGGAGGAUUUGUUUGUUGGGAACAGAGUGAAUGUGUUCUCCCGGCACCUUAGUCUGAUUGAAUAUGGAGACCAGUAUACAGCAAACAAACUUGGCAGCAAAAAAGAAAGAACUCUCGCAAUGAUAAAGCCAGAUGGAGUUACCAAGAUUGGAGAUAUCUUUGAACUGAUAAACACUGCCAACCUGAUCGUGACCAAAGCCAAAAUGAUAAAGCUUACAUGGAGCCAAGCAGCAGACUUUUACAUGGAACAUCAGUCAAAGCCUUUCUUCAAUAACCUGGUGCAGUUUAUGUCCUCGGGCCCUGUGGUUGCCAUGGAGCUGAUGGGUGACGAGGCCAUCUCUAUAUGGAGGAGGCUUCUGGGACCUACAGACUCUGCUGUGGCACGGAGGGAGGCACAGGAGAGCGUCCGUGCCCAGUUUGGAACAGAUGGCAUCAAAAAUGUGGCACAUGGGUCUGACUCAGUUGCUGCAGCAGCAAGAGAGCUUGAAUUUUUCUUCCCAUCCACAAUGGGCCAUGGGCCAUCAAACACAGCCAUCUUUACAGACUGCACAUGUUGCAUUAUCAAACCUCAUGCCAUAUCAGAAGGCCUGACUGGAAAGAUCCUGAACUCCAUAUCUGCAGCUGGAUUUGAAAUCUCAGCCCUUCAGAUGUUUAAUAUGGAGCGGGCCAAUGCAGAAGAAUUCUAUGAAGUUUACAAAGGGGUUGUAACAGAGUACCCUAGUAUAGUGACUGAGCUGUGUUCUGGACCCUGCAUGGCCUUAGAGAUCCGGGGCACGGACACACCAAAGACAUUCCGGGAAUUCUGUGGGCCGGCCAACCCAGAAAUUGCACGGCAUCUGCGUCCAACCACAUUGCGAGCUCUCUAUGGCAAAGACAAAGUGCAAAAUGCCGUACAUUGUACAGACCUUCCUGAGGAUGGGGUUUUGGAGGUGCAGUAUUUCUUCAAGAUUUUGGAUGGGUGACUUCAAUUUAGUAAACAAAUGUUUCAUUGUGCAUUCAAAGAUAUCACAACCAGUUGAAUUUUCUGUUUAUUGUUUCCGCCUUAUCCAGAUUAAAUAAAUGACAAGAGCAGAUGGACUCCUGACAUGUGUUUUGAUCUUCAACAUUGAAUUAAGCACUUUCACAUCAACUAAACAUCUUAUUACACGGGGUACUGCAUUGCUUGUGAUACUCUAACUUUUGACCAGCGACUUUGGUAUUGGAUUCAUACAUUACACUUUUUUCCUGUGAAAAAAAAAAU